AUGACCUCCAUUUUCGCCGCGCCAAAAACUAAACGCAAUGCUGCACGGAAAAUCCAUAUACGAAGACUAUACGACAUGAUGAAUAUUGCCAUCCAGCGCAACGACUAUGUCCGAGCAAACCGAGCAUGGAGUAUCCUUGCUCGAUGUCCGGAGGUCGAUUGGAAAGCUUUAUGGACUACGGGGGUUUAUCUUGUCGCUGAAGGGCUAGACGACCACGAGAAACUUUCAAGCAAGAUCGACUUUCUGCGCGUUAUGAUGCUGCAGCGCCCCAGCGAUAAAGAAAUUAUCCUAAAGGAACUUUGUCUGCGACUGAUUCUCUCUGGACGAUACCGCGAGGCGUUGGACGACCUGGAACUGUAUCUGCCCUCAUUUCCGUAUCAGGACAACCCUAUUCUCAAUAUAUAUGCUGGUCUUCUGACCUUAUAUCUUGCUCAGUCGCCACAACAAGGCCAGGCCAACGGACCAAACCCAAAACUAAUGCGGGAUGCGCAAACCUAUUUCGAACGUGCCGCGAGCUUGCAGCCUGACUUCACUCUUGCUCAAGGUUACCUUGACCUGCUGGGCACUAUGGCGGGCCAGUCGCAGGCCAGUCCCUCUGACGAAGAUCAAGAUGAGAUUGUGUCUCCCCAGUCAGAUCUCCCAAGACGGAAACGAAUGAGAACAAACCUCAUGAUGCAAUUCCCUGCAUGA
Messenger RNA from Mycena indigotica, 690 nucleotides. RefSeq lists its product as uncharacterized. Gene Ontology annotation, biological process: nucleolar large rRNA transcription by RNA polymerase I; transcription initiation at RNA polymerase I promoter. Gene Ontology annotation, molecular function: RNA polymerase I general transcription initiation factor activity; TBP-class protein binding; RNA polymerase I core promoter sequence-specific DNA binding. Gene Ontology annotation, cellular component: RNA polymerase I core factor complex. The transcript is spliced from 4 exons. NCBI's taxonomy places the organism in Eukaryota, Fungi, Basidiomycota, Agaricomycetes, Agaricales, Mycenaceae. The record is from RefSeq and is a predicted model, not a curated record. The coding region runs from base 1 to 690 and encodes 229 amino acids.